AUGACUACAGCCAUCGUGACUGGUACUGGACGGCGUUCUUCUAUACGGCAGCCAGAAUUGCAGACUGCGACGGUUGUUUCUACUUCACAAUCAAUGACUACUAGCCCGGUAGACAAGUUCCCGCAGUUCAAGGACGACCUAUACGAAACAACUGCACAGCCAAGAGAGCCCCAUUCUAAUUCUGCGAUUAAUUAUACACCAAGUGAUCGAUGGGAACCGCGGAAGAUAACUCACUUCUCCCCAGACUAUACAAACGGGACUAUCAGGCCUUCAAAGCAUAGGCCGAGAAAGAGCAUCAGCGAAGCUAUCAGCACCAUACGGACACGCAACGCCAGCGUGAGUGCUAACGCACAAGAAUUAGCCCAAGCCCUGCGGGCGCCAGUAUCAUAUAAGCUAAUAACUCUCUGUCUUAUUUGGUACACGACCUCCGCUCUGACUAACACAUCGUCGAAAUCCAUCCUCAAUGCACUUCCAAAACCAAUAACCCUUACAAUUGUGCAAUUUGCAUUUGUUUCGAUAUGGUGCUUGCUACUGUCAUAUCUCUCGAUGAUGCUACCCUGGCUCAGAAAUAGUAUACCAGCCCUCAAGAACGGUAUACAUUAUCCUUCACGCGAUAUCAUAAUGACUGCUCUACCUCUAGCAGUAUUUCAGCUAGCAGGUCAUAUACUAAGCUCCAUGGCCACUUCUCAAAUACCUGUUUCACUGGUUCAUACAAUCAAGGGGCUGUCGCCUCUGUUUACAGUCUUAGCAUACCGCGUGUUUUUUCGCAUCCGAUAUGCCAGUGCUACCUACCUAUCACUCGUUCCGUUGACUUUAGGUGUUAUGCUUGCUUGUUCGACUGGAUUUUCCACCAAUUUUUUUGGGAUAGGGUGCGCACUGGUUGCGGCUUUGGUCUUCGUCUCCCAAAACAUCUUCUCCAAGAAGCUGUUCAAUGAAGCAUCGCGCACGGAAUUGGACACACAGCUAGCUGGUCGACGGAAACUGGACAAGUUGAAUUUACUUUACUAUUGUUCCGGAUUAGCCUUCAUCCUGACACUGCCAAUAUGGGUUCUCUGCGAGGGUUAUCCUUUACUCGCAGAUGUAAUGCAGGACGGAUCUAUUUCCCUGUCAGGGAAGAAAGGCUCCUUGGAUCAUGGUCCACUGUUAUUUGAGUUCGUGUUUAACGGCGUCUCCCAUUUUGCACAGAACAUCUUAGCAUUCGUUCUAUUGUCCAUGAUAUCGCCGGUCUCCUAUUCAGUCGCAUCCUUGGUCAAAAGGGUAUUUGUCAUUGUCGUUGCGAUUGUAUGGUUUGGCAAUUCAACCACUGCUAUACAGGCAUUCGGUAUUGCCCUUACAUUUAUUGGGCUUUACCUCUACGAUCGGAACAGCCAUGACGAUCUAGCGGACCAAAGGGCGAACGCCGACCACUUUCGCGUGAAGGAAAGUGUACUUCCCUUAAACAUCCGGAAUACAGCAAAAACAUGGGAAUCACACGGCUAUGUUUUUCCUCCCGGGAAGAAUAUUGAACGCCAAUUUUCGGAUGACACCCUCUCUCAUCCAAAUAACCCAAAGAAGGAAGACGAUGCACUCGGCCGCGUUCGCCCCAGGGGAAGUAGUAAUGCAAGGGUAUGGUUACCACCUGGCACGAGGCAAGAGACGACUUGGCAGUUAAAAGGCUCUUAG
Molecule: messenger RNA, 1662 nt
Organism: Aspergillus alliaceus
Lineage: Eukaryota; Fungi; Ascomycota; Eurotiomycetes; Eurotiales; Aspergillaceae
Product: putative ER to Golgi transport protein (Sly41)
Exons: 2
Coding region: 1-1662 (553 amino acids)
Biological process (GO): phosphoenolpyruvate transmembrane import into Golgi lumen
Cellular component (GO): endoplasmic reticulum; Golgi apparatus
Molecular function (GO): antiporter activity; phosphoenolpyruvate transmembrane transporter activity
Source: RefSeq, a predicted model, not a curated record